GUGGCACCGUUAGUCCGUAGUCCGUGUCUGUAGUCACGGGCAGCGAGUAAACAUGGCUGGCAAGACACAGGCUGAUAGUGCACCUACUAUAUUGCAAAUUUUCAAGACUAUGGAGUACGGACCAGCCCGAGAGGAUGACAAAAUAGCUAAGGAAUGGCUGAAUGAUCAUGACCGCAAGUUUGGUCAUUUCAUCAACAACAAAUGGGUGAUACCCGAAGGCCGGCAGACAUUUGAGACGAAGGACCCGUGUGGUGGCAAUGUGUUGGCUACCACCAUUCAGGGCACACAGGAGGAUGUGAACCUGGCUGUAGGGGCUGCCAAUGAAGCCUACAAGUCAUGGAGUGCCCUCUCUGCACACAGCCGUGCCAGAUACCUUUAUAGCAUUGCACGUCAUGUCCAGAAGCAUUCUCGCUUGCUGGCAGUGGUGGAGGCCUUGGACAAUGGCAAGACUAUGAGGGAGGCAUGGGACUGUGAUAUUCCCUUGAUGACCAGACACCUUUACUAUCAUGCUGGAUGGGCUCAGCUGGUAAACACACAGAUGGUUGGCUGGGAUAGUGUGGGCGUGGUUGGUGCUAUUGUGUCAUGGAACUUUCCUCUGACUCUGCUGGCCUGGAAGGUGUGUCCAGCUCUUGCUAUGGGCAACACUGUUGUCUUCAAGCCUGCCAACAACACCAGUCUCUCAGCCCUCCUUUUUGCUGAGAUCUGUGCUGAGGCAGGGUUACCAGCAGGAGUGUUCAAUGUGAUCACUGGUGGCAGUGCUGUGGAGACCAUGCUGGCAUCUCACUCUGAGGUGGACAAAGUGUCCUUUGCAGGGUCAACAGAAGUUGGGCAAGACUUGCGGAGACUCACUGCUGGUAGUGGCAAAAAACUUUCCUUAGAGCUUGGAGGAAAGAGUCCUGUGAUUGUGUUUGAAUCUGCUGACCUUGACUCAGCUGUGGAAGGUGUAGUAGAUGCCAUUUGGUUCAAUCAGGGGCAGGUGUGCACGGCUGGGUCCCGUCUGCUGGUUCAGGAGCCGGUGUUUGACACAUUCAUUGGGAAGCUAAAGCAGCGCAUGAGGACGCUUCGUGUGGGACCUUCCCUUGACAAGGUGAUGGACAUGGGAGGUCUGGUAGAUCCAAGUCACGUGAAGGACAUUGACAAGUGUGUGGAUGAAGCACGGCAAGAAGGGGCAGAGGUGUUUCAGAUUGAGGCUCCACCUGGCAGCUACUACCCCCUGACCCUCAUUACUGGGGUAGGAACUGCUUCCCGGUGUGUAAUGGAUGCCAUCUUUGGCCCGGUUCUGGUGGCCUUGCCCUUCAGGACAGCCAAAGAGGCCAUUUCUCUUGCCAACAACACCAUAUAUGGCCUGGGUGCAUCUGUCUUUACUGAGCAAAUUACUCUUGGCAUUGAAGUGGCAAAAAUGGUCAAAGCUGGUGCUGUGUGGAUUAACUGCCACAACAUAUUUGACGCAGCUGCUGGGUUUGGCGGCUGCAAGCAGAGUGGCUAUGGCAGGGAUGGCGGCAAGGAAGGAUUGUUUGAGUAUGUGAAGCCUGUCUGGCAAGAUUCCCACAAGUUUACACCACCAAAAAUAGACUUUGCCAAGUUUGGAGCAGCGUACAGUGCUGGCCGACCUUCCAUCACACCAGCCACUCCUCAGAUUGUAAGUGCUGAGGAAACAUUGCCCCGAGUUGACCAAACCUACAAGUUGUACUAUGGAGGUGCUCAGAAACGUCCAGAUGGGAACUACAACCGUGUGAUCCUGAAUACUGAGAAAAAAGCCUUUGCAUUAGUUGGAGAGAGUAACAGGAAGGAUGUGCGGAAUGCAGUGGAGGCAGCUGGCAAGGCUCAGCCAGGCUGGGACAAACGGACUGGAUUUAACCGUUCCCAGAUCCUUUUCUACUGGGCAGAGAACCUGGAGCAGCGCCGACAAGAGCUUAUGGACCACUUGGUGGCAGUGACAGGCCAGAAUGUGGAGCAGGCUGGUAGGGAGGUGGAUGCUUCUGUGAUCAGGCUCUUCCACUGGGCAGCACUGUGUGAUAAGUAUGGAGGCAGUGUACAGGAGACCCAGCUCUAUGGCACAGUGUUGAGGGUGAACGAGCCAAUGGGGGUCGUGGGAGUGGCCUGCCCUGAUGAGGCUCCCUUGCUGGCCUUUGUGUCUCUGGUGGCCCCAGCAGUGGCCCGAGGGAAUGCUGUAGUCGUGGUGCCCAGUGAGAAGUAUCCAACUGUAUCUCUCUCUCUCUAUCAGGUGCUGGAAACUUCAGACUUACCUGGUGGUGUAGUCAACAUCCUCACUGGUAACCGUGAUCACCUCACCAAGUACCUGACUGAGCACCAUGACGUCCAGGCCAUGUGGUACUUUGGCUCCCUGGAAGGGUCUACCUUUGUGGAACACACUUCAGCUGUUAAUGUCAAGAGGACAUGGGUAAACUAUGGCCUUCAGCGAGACUGGUUCAGCCGAGAGGAAGGAGAGGGGGAGGAAUUCCUGUACCAUGCAACACAGGUCAAGAACAUCUGGCUCACUAUGGGGGAUAUCUUUGCCAACUAAUGUGCUCAAAUAUUUAUAGACCAUCCAUGUUGUUAGAUAUAAGAAAAAAAUCCUCUCAUGAAAUGAUAAACUGGUGGGCAUCCUCAUACAUAUUUUGAGUGUCACAGAAAAAGAGAGCAAAAAGAAAAAGUUUUCAUUAAGGUAUUACGGGCAUAGCAACUGACAACAGCAAUUGAUGUGAUUCAGUUACACACUGCCAAAGUGAUAAUCAUCAAGGCAAGUAUUUAGUGCCAUAGUGACAUUUAUUGUCACAUUAUAUUGCUAAGGAGAUUAUGGGAAAUAGUUUUUAAAUCCUAGUUUUUGUGUGGGAUCAAUGCAUGUACAGCAUUCAUAUAGUGCCAGCUGAACUAAAAAAUUAAAGGUGGCUACAAUUUGUCUCCCAGUUAUUGAUGAAUAGUAUUAAACUAAAGUCAUUACUUUAGUUGAUAUGCAUACAUAAUUUGAUUCAGGUUAAUAAUUAAUAAGCAUACAUGUUCUGGUAGAUUUUUGCAAAAUUAGUCUAAUUCAUAACAAAAAAUUUUAAAAAUGUGUUCUUUAUAUAUAUAAGUAAUGAUUAGGAAAAAUAUUUAAAAUACACAUUUCAAGUAAAGAACUAAGUUUCUAAAUUUGUGAAUUUAAAAUCAAUUAACAUAAAACAGUAUCCUUUUACUGCCAUGUCCCACUGUUGGUUACUAAAAUGCAUAAUUUAAUAUGAUGUACUGGUUCAUUCAUACCCAUUAAACAUCAGAAACCUUCAAGUGGCAUAAUGAUACACACCAUCUGAACUAUGUCAACUCAGUUUCCAAUUAAGCAACAUCUGUAAUGCACACUUGUUCACACUGUUCAAAAUACUUUUUUAGAUAACUGUUUGCAGCAGAGUGGAGUGACAGUGACAUUUAUCAAAAGUACAAGUGAACCUUCAAUGGAGUUUUAAUGCAUCACACCAUAGUAAGCUUUUUACUACUGCUGUCUGUAAUUGUUUUUGUACAAUGUAAGAGCUAUAAUGCUUAAAUUUGUUGCAGUAUGUUGAAUAAACUACUUAUAUUUGAAAAAAAAAA
Messenger RNA from Portunus trituberculatus (swimming crab), 3561 nucleotides. RefSeq names its product aldehyde dehydrogenase family 16 member A1-like. Lineage: Eukaryota; Metazoa; Arthropoda; Malacostraca; Decapoda; Portunidae. The record is from RefSeq and is a predicted model, not a curated record. The transcript is spliced from 15 exons. Gene Ontology annotation, molecular function: oxidoreductase activity, acting on the aldehyde or oxo group of donors, NAD or NADP as acceptor. The coding region runs from base 53 to 2524 and encodes 823 amino acids.